AUCCUCCUUAGCGACAAGUGGCGCUGCGCGUGGAGACAAUGGGUAGUGAAAUUGUAAAGGUGGCGCUGCAAAUAUUUGCAAAAUGAAGUUGAGAAAAUGAGUGCCGUAAUUGUAGCUUUAAUUUGUAUCUCUGCGUGAUUUGUCCGUGUCGCCGUAAGCUCGAGAGCGUGCCAUCGUGAAUGGGAGUGUUUGAUGGGGCGCGCGAUAGUGUUUUGGGUGUGUAAAAUGCGAAGAUUGAUGUGACCAUCUCGCUGGGUGCAAGUCGGAUGCCGCCACUGAUACUGUCGUCGGAAGCGAAGCAGGGCCCCCAAGUACCUGUCCCGGAGCGCGCGCCCUCAGUGGCGACGACAAUGGCGGCCGAGAUGGGGCCGCCCAGCAAUUCAGUGCUGUGGACCGCCGUGUUCGACUACGAUGCUCAGGGCGAAGAUGAACUGUCACUGCGUCGUGGCCAGAUUGUCUACGUGCUAUCCAAGGACAGCAACAUAUCCGGAGACGAGGGCUGGUGGACGGGCAAGAUAGGUGACAAGGUGGGCAUCUUCCCUUCCAACUUUGUCACCGAUAGCGACCCGCUGCUGCCUAGCGCUAUGAUCGGUAACAUCCAGCCAGAGGAGAUUGGGUAUCAGGAGCUAGAGCUCAAGGAGGUCAUCGGCGUAGGUGGGUUUGGCAAAGUGCACCGCGCUUACUGGGGACACGAGGAGGUGGCCGUGAAGGCUGCCCGUCGUGGUCCUGACGAGGACAUCGAUGUCACGCGCAAGAACGUCCUCCAGGAGGCCAAGCUCUUCUGGUCGCUCAAGCACGAGAACAUUGUGGCUCUGAAGGGAGUGUGUCUGAAGGAGCCGAAGCUUUGCCUUGUGAUGGAGUUUGCCCGUGGCGGCUCUCUCAAUCGCAUCCUCGCUGGCAGGAAGAUCCCACCCGACGUACUUGUGGACUGGGCCAUCCAGAUCGCCCGCGGGAUGAACUAUCUGCACAACAUGGCCCCCAUCUCUGUCAUACAUCGCGAUCUCAAGAGCUCCAACGUGCUCAUUAGCGAGGCAAUCGAAGGCGAUAAUCUCCACAACAAAACACUGAAAAUCACAGACUUUGGACUCGCCCGUGAAGUAUACAAGACCACAAGAAUGUCUGCAGCUGGAACUUAUGCUUGGAUGCCACCUGAAGUUAUUAAAUGCGGCACCUAUUCGAAAGCUUCAGAUGUGUGGAGUUAUGGUGUUCUCCUAUGGGAACUGCUCACUGGAGAGACGCCUUAUAAAGGAUUUGAUUCCCUGUCGGUCGCUUAUGGUGUUGCUGUCAACACUCUGGCGCUACCGAUCCCGAAGACAUGUCCUGAAGCAUGGGGAAAACUCAUGAAGGGUUGUUGGGAAUGUGAUCCUCAUAGUCGACCGUCUUUCAAAGAGACACUCCGAGAAUUGGAUGUAAUUGUGCGUUCAGGAUUUACUCAAACACCUCACGAGUCCUUUCACACAAUGCAAGAUGGGUGGAAGAAAGAAAUUGCUGAAGUUCUUCAGGAAUUGCGCAAGAAAGAAAAGGAAUUGCGAUGCAAAGAAGAAGAACUGACACGUGUUCAGCUUCAGCAGCGAAUCCAGGAGGAAAAUUUGCAGAAGCGCGAACAAGAACUGCAAGCUCGUGAAUUGGAGCUGCUCGAGAGGGAGAUAAAUGUCAUGAUAUCACAAAAUACGCCAACUCCAAAGAAAAGACGAGGAAAAUUUAGCAAGAGUCGAUUGAAGUUGUUGAAACGUGAACCGGGACAAAUAUCUUUUCCACUGGACUUUCGGCACACCAUCACUGUCCAGCAUACGACGCUGAGGGAGGAGAAUCGUCUGCGAACAGACACUCCACCUGGUUCACCGUCAAUCCCGAGACUGAGAGCUAUUGCACACCCAGCUGAUGUGAUCAAAGGAAAAACAUGGGGUCCAUCGACCCUCCAUCAGCGUGAACGAGGCCAUUUGCCAGCCCUCCGUCCCACGGCGUGGACACCGGCACAGUUCAGUAAGAGUGCCCCGAAUUUGGAUAAAUCCCGUACGGCGAUGACCACGCUGGCAGUUGCACAGACCCCAUCGCGGAAUGAUAUCUUAGGUAAAAGUCAUGAAGGUUUAAAUACACUUAGUUGUAGAAAGUAUAGUAGACCGAGGAGAGAAGAUGGCCAUGUGCUAAAUGAUAGUUAUGAGAUGAAUGAGGACGAUGAGGAUAAUGAAUUCUCCAAGACGGGGUGCUUUGGAUUCAUACGCAGCGAUGAGAGCUAUUCACGUGGCAACAGCACCUCCUCGUCGCACGUGAUCAAUCAUAAGAAGUACAGUUUGGAUAGCAAAAUGCCAGAUGGGAGUGUUAAGGGUAAUGUUGAUGAUGUGCCUUAUGACAGGGUGUUUUAUCGGACGAUUCAGAAGAGUUUGGAUGAGUUAUUUGUGCGCGAUUGUGGUGAUUUUGGUGCUCAGUCGGCGGAUAGGGGUUACGGUAGGGAGCAGAGGGUGGGUUCUCGAUCGAGUGGAGAUCUGUCGGUAUAUGGCGAGGAGGAGGAGAGUGUGUACAAUAAUCGUUUCCAGCGAUAUGGAUCGGAUUCACAAUUUCCCCGUGAGUGUUUCUUCACUCAAAAGCCAACAUCCAAAUCGAUUGACCUCACAGAAAUGGAGUCUGAUCGCGCGGAUCGCGAAAGUAAUCAGUUUCCUUUUUUCGCUGCCAAUGUGGGUAAUGAGCGAUCGUUUGGGGAGGAACGAACCAAUUCUUUCUGUAGUGAUCACUCUUCAACGGACACCUCCACACCUUCCCGAAAGAGUUCUGUAACGUUUCGUCGGGAUGUUGAAGUAACAAAUCACGAUUCAUCAGAAACGUCAUCGUACAGUCUUCCAUCUUAUCACAGCGAUGAGAUGUCCAGAGAAACGCGAUUAGUAACAAUGUAUCCUCCACUGAGGAGUGAAGUGUCACCAAGGAAAUUUGAGAAGAUCACCACUCUGACGUCCGACAAGGGUUCUUAUGGGUCGGGUGAUUUGAAACAAGGGAAAUCGACAGGCUCAAAGAGUAAAUCCUCAGUGUAUCUUAAACGCUUCAUUCAAUUGGCUAAGCCAUCUAAACAGAAGAAGAAGUUCGAUGGGUCAUCAAAUAGUGGCAAGGGUGAAAUGAGCGAGAGGCUCUUAACGGAGAGUAGCACGGAAUCUACGUAUGAUACGGUUUACACCCCAAAUUUCGUGAUUGCACGUCAGAAUGAUAAGUAAUUGAAUAGUGCAGGUACUUUGGACGGGAUGAUUUGUAGCAAGGUUUACCGUGUCUCAAAUCAUACCACUCAUAGUGAAGAAUAAGGGAUAAAAUCAUUUAAUUCCAAUAAAAAGAGUUUAGAAUUAGGAUAAAAUUGAAAAACUACCAAGUAGGAUGCCAGCUGAAGAAGUUGAGAAGUAACUUCAAUAGAAUCUUAAUAAAAAGAGAAUUAUUAGAUACUAAGAUUUAACGUUUGUUUGUUUCUUUUAAGAUUUUAUUUAAUAAAAGAACGUAUGAAUAGAGGAAAUAAUUAAAUUUUCCAAUCCUUUGCAAUUUUGUAAUUGUGUUAAGAAUAUUAUUUUCGGAUUUAUUUUAUAUUGAUAAUGAAUAAACAUUAUAUAUUAGUGUUAAUUUUUUUUUAGAAAUAUUCCUGUUGAUAUAGAAAUUUCAGUUUUCUUUCUUUACUUAUAAAAUAAGAUGUGAAGCACAAUAAAUUUUCUUUCAUUUAAUUUAUUUAGAUAAUUAUUUCUUUUUUGAAUUACUCUUAAUUUGCUGCAUGAAUUGUGUAGAGAUGGAGAAAAAAGCUAAGCUUUUGUAGAAUUGUAUUGAAUUUUUUGUAUGUUGUUCCCAAGUGGACAAAAAAGGUACAUAUUUCAUUUAUCAAACUUCUACCAUGCAUAAGUUAUCUGUAUUAAUUUAAGUCCAAAUUGUUUUUUGUACUAUUAUUUGAAAUUGUGAAUAAUUGUAUAAGACAGUGGCUUUCUACGGUAUCGGUACUUGUAAUCAUGAAAAAAAAGGUGACCUAUUAUCAGUUAGAAUACUUUUGAGACCCACUGUAUAGGCACAAUGGAAUUUUCAUAUGGAAUUAUCAACUUAAAAUUUUCAUAUUGAUUCUUUACAGUGUUGGUACAACUUUGUAUAUAAAUUUGGUGGACGGUUUUUACUUCUUUUUCACGCCAUAUUAAAGAGAAUUCCCACUAAAAUAGCAAUGUAAUUUCUUAUUUAAUAAUUCCUUAUUUAUUUAGAUGAAAAUGCAAUAUUACUCAAUGAAUAACGAGCACUAAUACGGAAAAUUGCUUUAUGAAAAUUUUAAGUUCCUAAUAAGCCAUUACUAUUGAAAACUGAUAUGAUGAGUUAUAUGUUCUAAUAAGGAGCCAACAAAAGAAUGUUACAGGAUAAUAUUUUUUGGUGAUGGAUUUGCAAUGAUGAUGUUUCCUCCAAGGAAAAUCUUUUUACAUUGUAUAUUUUUUGGCAAUGCUGAAUAUUGUACCUUUCUUAAUUGUCUUUUUCCUAAUUUUUUUUCUGUUCUAAUGCCGUAGAUGUGAAAAUUUGUGCUGUAUUUUUAAUUCUUUUUUUUGUAAAUUGUUUUUUAUGUAAUUUGGCAAAUAAAUUCUUUUAAUUUCAUAUAUAAACAACUAUAACUGGGUUGCGGUGUUUGUUCAAUACUUAUUUCUCGCGAGCUUUUUAUCGCUUUUCGUUUACUUUUAGUAGGUAAUAGAAUCUGCAAGAUUGGUGUCGGCAAAAGUGGUGGGUUCAAUGUUUGGUAGCUGAGAGAGAGUGUGGAGAAGUGUAA
Messenger RNA from Phlebotomus argentipes, 4753 nucleotides. RefSeq names its product mitogen-activated protein kinase kinase kinase-like. Gene Ontology annotation, molecular function: ATP binding; JUN kinase kinase kinase activity; protein binding. The transcript is spliced from 7 exons. NCBI's taxonomy places the organism in Eukaryota, Metazoa, Arthropoda, Insecta, Diptera, Psychodidae. Bases 267 to 3200 code for a protein of 977 amino acids. The record is from RefSeq and is a predicted model, not a curated record. Gene Ontology annotation, biological process: protein phosphorylation.